Molecule: messenger RNA, 877 nt
Organism: Ictalurus furcatus (blue catfish)
Lineage: Eukaryota; Metazoa; Chordata; Actinopteri; Siluriformes; Ictaluridae
Gene: spp2
Product: secreted phosphoprotein 2
Exons: 6
Coding region: 76-645 (189 amino acids)
Biological process (GO): bone remodeling
Cellular component (GO): extracellular region
Source: RefSeq, a predicted model, not a curated record
CAGCCGGAGGAGGGCUGUAGGGAUUUAAAGGUAGCAGCGGGUGCUGCUGCCCACCAACUCCAGUUUGAUUGACAGAUGAAGAUGAGGUGCUGUGUUCUGCUCGUGCUGUUUCUCCAAUAUCUGGGAGGUUCAGGCCUCCCUCUGUUUGAACUGAGUUCUAAAGCAGACGAUGCACUAAGGAUGGCCCUAGACGAGAUCAACGCUCGCUAUGCUCGGCUUCACCUCUACAGGGUGUCCAAGGCUACAGUCACAAGAGUUGUUCCACUGGGGAUGAACACGUAUGAUAUGAUGCUGAAAUUUGGGAUAAGGGAGACAGAAUGUCGGAAGGGCUCUGGGAUUGACCCUCAGGGCUGCGCCUACCGUAGAGGCUUCUUUGUGUUGGAGGCAGGCUGUCACAUCAGAGCACGUUUGUCUGAGAGACUCACCAAUAUUGUCUCCCUAAAAUGCAGCCCGGCACAAAGUUCUAGCUCCGAGUCCAGUGAAGAGGUGUGGACCGGAUGGCACUAUGAUCCAAAUCGCCUUGCCCGUAGAGACCCUGUACCUUCGACUGCGACUCCAAGCUCUCACGCACCUCCACCGAUACAUCCUGGGCGCCAUGGUGACAUCAACAUUCGUGAAGAUUAUAUGAGCAACCAUCUGGAAUAACCACAGCCAUUUUUUAAGCGUACAAAAGUAAGGGAUAUAGGAAUACAGGGUCUGGAGAUUUAAGUCUGAUUUUGUAUAGGUGCUAGAAAGUUCAGGAGGUGCUAUAUAACAUUCAAGAUUACUUAAAUGUUCAAAAAUUAUGAGAUAAAAAUUUCAGUAACAUAGUCUGUCCACAUUGUGGGCAUCCUCUUUGACAAAUAUUAUAAUAAACCGCGUCAUCUUGCUAUUGUGA